Messenger RNA from Triticum turgidum subsp. durum (durum wheat), 255 nucleotides. NCBI's taxonomy places the organism in Eukaryota, Viridiplantae, Streptophyta, Magnoliopsida, Poales, Poaceae. The record is from the annotation of a GenBank genome assembly.
AUGCGUAUUGUUAUUGGUGAAAUUGCUAUUUUCACACCGGCUUACUUUUUAAUUUGCAAAGAAGAAAGUGUUAACUUAUUUGGUCUUGAGACCUGCACAGAGCACCGUGCUAACAAAGGCGCGGCGUGCAUAAAUGAAGGUUGUUGGAAAGACUGCGCGAGAAACUACCAUGGACAUUAUGUCAAGAAUGCUUAUUGUACUGGCGUUUACCCCUUCACAAAAGUCUAUUGUGUCUGCGACGUCUGUGAUGAGUAG